CAGCGUUCCACACUAACGUUUUAGACUCUUUCGAAAAGUAUUUGACAAGUGGGUGAGCGAUACUCAGAGUUCCGUCUUCUACUGGUCAUAAUAAAACGGCUAUUUAGCUGCUACCUUCAAGUUGGAAUCACAAACAAGAGCAUCCUUCAACAGGUAGAUUGGUAUCAAGAUGGUGAUGAGAACUGUGGAUCUACGAUCAGACACCGUGACUAAACCCACCGAUGCAAUGCGUGAAGCAAUGUGUAGUGCAGAGGUGGACGAUGACAUCCUCGGCUACGACCCAACGGCUCGACGUCUCGAAGAGGAGAUGGCUAAGAUGUUUGGGAAAGAGGCGGCUCUGUUCGUGCCAUCUGGUACAAUGGGGAACCUUAUAUGCGUUAUGGUUCACUGUGACGUGAGAGGCAGCGAGGUGAUUCUUGGUGACACGUGUCACAUCCAUGUUUACGAGAAUGGAGGGAUAUCAACAAUAGGUGGAGUGCAUCCCAAGACAAUAAGGAAUGAAGAAGAUGGGACAAUGGAUUUGAUGGCUAUAGAAGCAGCCAUUAGAGAUCCUAAAGGAAGCACGUUUUAUCCAUCAACCAAGUUGAUUUGUUUGGAGAACACACAUGCCAACUCUGGUGGGAGAUGUUUGAGUGCGGAAUACACUGAUAGAGUUGGAGAGAUUGCUAAGAGACAUGGAUUGAAACUUCAUAUCGAUGGAGCUCGCAUUUUUAAUGCUUCCACUGCACUUGGAGUUCCAGUUCAUAGGCUAGUAAAGGCUGCUGACUCUGUUUCGGUGUGUCUCUCUAAAGGUCUUGGAGCUCCAAUAGGAUCUGUAAUCGUUGGUUCACAGAGUUUUAUUGAAAAGGCGAAAACCUUAAGGAAAACAUUAGGUGGAGGAAUGAGACAGAUAGGAGUUUUGUGUGCAGCAGCUUUGGUUGCACUCCAAGAGAAUCUCCCAAAGCUACACUCUGACCACAAGAAGACAAAACUGUUAGCUGAAGGGUUGAACAAAAUGAAAGGGAUUAGAGUGAACGUUGCAGCCAUGGAGACCAACAUGAUAUUCAUGGAUAUGGAGGAUGGAUCAAGACUUACCGCUGAGAAACUCCGCAAGAGUCUAACGGAGCAUGGCAUUCUUGUCAUCCCUGAAAACUCUUCACGAAUCAGAAUGGUUAUACACCACCAGAUAACAAUAAGUGAUGUGCAUUACACACUGUCUUGCCUGCAACAAGCAGUGCAGAUGAUUCAGGAACCAUGCCAAAACUAAAUUGGCGAAACCAAAAUGCUCUGUUUUAAAAUAUUGUUUGUUUAAGUUGUUUUUAAUUAAAGCUACAAGGACUGAUCUAUUUCAAUGAAAUUGUCACUUUCAUGUCGUCUAUUUUAUUAUUGUAUUUUUGGUUUAUAUAUUACUU
Messenger RNA from Eruca vesicaria subsp. sativa (arugula), 1391 nucleotides. Lineage: Eukaryota; Viridiplantae; Streptophyta; Magnoliopsida; Brassicales; Brassicaceae. The record is from the annotation of a GenBank genome assembly.